AAAGGCCCAAACUGAAACUUCUAAUGAAAGCUUAGUGGAACAUGAUAUAAACAUCAUUGAAAAAUUUUUGUUAGUGCAAGAAACAGUACAAAGUACUGACAUAGAACCAGAAACUCUUCAAGAACAAACAGCUGACUUGAAGGAAGAAACACAAAAAGAUAAUAUAGCUAUUAAUGAAGAAGCUUUAUCUUCUGAAAAAAGAGACUUAGAGGAUCUUACAGAGAAUAUAUUUGCAAAGUCUCCAAACUAA
Molecule: messenger RNA, 250 nt
Organism: Cetraspora pellucida
Lineage: Eukaryota; Fungi; Glomeromycota; Glomeromycetes; Diversisporales; Gigasporaceae
Source: the annotation of a GenBank genome assembly